AUGACGAACCCAUCCCCGCACUCUGCUUACAUCCAGAAAUGCAUCUCCCUGGCCGAACAAUCCCCUCCACGCCCAACAAACUUCCGCGUCGGAGCACUCCUCCUCUCCCGCAAAGACGAUGACCCAACCGGCUCAAACGACCAAAUCCUCUCCACGGGCUACACAAUGGAACUCGCGGGUAACACGCACGCCGAGCAAUGCUGUUUCGCCAACUUCGCCGCCGUCCACAACGUCCCCGAAGACCAAGUAGCCUCGGUGCUACCCGGCGAACCAGGCCGAAAGCUCGUCAUGUACGUCACGAUGGAGCCAUGCGGGAAGCGAUUGUCGGGUAAUGCGCCGUGUGCGCAGCGCAUUGCGCGGACUCGCGAGGGCGGGCGGCCCGGUAUUCAUAAGGUGUAUUUUGGUGUGAAGGAGCCGGAGACGUUUGUGGGAGAGUCGGAGGGGUGUCGGAUGUUGAGUGAGGCGGGGAUUGAGUGGGAGCAUGUGGGUGGGUCUGAGAGGGAGAUUUUGACGGUUGCUGUGGCGGGUCAUGAGGAUCCUGAGGCGGAGGUUAGGGUUGCUCUUGGUGAGAAGGGGAAGGAGAAGGAGACGAAUGUGGAUAAUAUUAGUCCUGAAGAGAGGAAGAGGCAGGAGCAGAUACCACGGAAUCCGAAAAAGAGGAUGAUGGAAGGGGAGACUCCGGUGUGA
Messenger RNA from Penicillium subrubescens, 687 nucleotides. RefSeq names its product putative DRAP deaminase. NCBI's taxonomy places the organism in Eukaryota, Fungi, Ascomycota, Eurotiomycetes, Eurotiales, Aspergillaceae. The transcript has a single exon. Gene Ontology annotation, molecular function: catalytic activity. The coding region runs from base 1 to 687 and encodes 228 amino acids. The record is from RefSeq and is a predicted model, not a curated record.